Paramuricea clavata is the source of this 3177-nucleotide messenger RNA. NCBI's taxonomy places the organism in Eukaryota, Metazoa, Cnidaria, Anthozoa, Malacalcyonacea, Plexauridae. The record is from the annotation of a GenBank genome assembly.
CUUGAGUAGAAGUCUAUAAUAUAAAAAAUAUAAAAUAUUCACUGUCUUAUUUCAUAGGUUUGCUAGGCCCAGAUCCUUCACGUCAUGGUAUACCAGAAUACCGAUCUCGAGGCUUGCUCCCUACCCCUGGCCCACCGCUUGACCCCACGCGCUUCCUAGGACUUCGGGGAAGGUUUCCACUACCAGGCGGUCCCCGUAUGAGACAUCCUAUGCCCGGACAGAGAAUACCUAGACCCAUGGGUCGAGGUGGAAUGCCGAAUCGAUUUCCUCUACCUAACCAAAAUCAAGUAAGUUGAUGAGAUUUGUAUUUGGUUGUUUUGGCAGGUGCCUCAUGAGGUGGUUUUGGAUGUGGAACAUUUUUGCUUGUAUUUUUCACUGACAGCUGAAAAAUGUAUCAACUGAUACAUGUCGGUGACGAACGACGAAACAGCAAUGCGUAGCCAUGGCAACUCGUCAUGCUAUGCUAACAAACCUGCAUCAAAAUACAGGUUAAAGACAAUACAUUUCUAAAGAUUCAUGAAAAAUGUGCAUAGCAUGACCUGUUGCUAUGACUAGCUUCGCUAGUAAUGUGGAACUGACAUCUCGCAAAAUAACUAUCAUUUCUAAACUAUUCUCCCUAGAGGUCCAGUUAGGGUCCUGUCAUAUAGUGAGGCGGAUAUGUGUAAAAUUAUUGAUCAGUAGUUCCCGUUGAGGUUAAAAGCAUCAAACUUUUACAAUUGAUGUAGUUUUAUUUGCUUAAUAGAUAUUUGAAGUGGGGCCAUCGCUAUUUUGCUGCUAACUCCUGAAAACGGGUGAUUAGUGAUUUUCUUCUAUUGAAUUCUAUUAUAGCCAAAACAUGUGAAAUUUUGUAUUCAAUUACAACAAAUAUGACUUGCAUCAUCAGAAAGCUUAUAGGCAACUACCUAAAAAUACAACAAUGUAGUGCCAGGGAGUUCGCCACAGGUUCCCCCAAUUACGGUGAUCCCUUAAUAUUUACAUAAAAAAAUACGUUCAAAUAAUUGAUUAACGAAACAGACAAAGUAUAACAACACAAAUGCAAAACGGCUAAACUGACAACAAAAAAAAAACAAAAAAUAAAAAACUGCAUAUACGACAUUUAGACAGUUUUUUGAUUUCUGAAAUAGUUUUCGAAUUAUAAACUGUUAAAAACGCAUUUUCAAACAUCGAAUAAUUAAUUAGGGACUUUUAGCGAGAUAAUGUGCGUAAUUUACAGCAAUAACCAUUUGAAGAAUCAAAAAACUGUUUAAAAGUCUUUUAUGUAGUUUUUUACAAGCUUUCUGAUGAUGCAAGUUAUAUUUGUCGCGAUUGAAUUCAAAAUUUCACAUUUUUUGUUGUAGUAAAAUUUAAUAGCAAAUAAUGCUAAUAGCAUCGUAACUCUCUAAAAAAAACAGUUUCACGAUGGCCCCACUUUUGCAUGUUGUUCUACUCAUAAAAAGAUGCUACUGUGCACAAUUUGGUGCUUUUAACCCUCUUCGGAAACAUCCAUGCACAUAUCCGCCACACUAAUACUUCCAGCGUUAUAACAGGACAAAACCGGAAUAUUAGAGAAAACAUGACAUGUUUGUAGAUAUGAUAAAACUAUUCCCUCCGUGGCUUAUUGUGUAUUAAUUGACCUCUCCCUAGGAGUCAGGCGACGAAUACUACAGUAGUGACGGAGAUGCUCCCAGUGGACCAUUUCCAGGGCGUGGUCGGGGCUCCCGUCCUCGAGGUGGGCGUGGUCGAACCCUAUGUAGACACUUCUUUACCCAGCGUGGCUGUAUGCACGGGAAUAAUUGUACAUUUAUGCAUCCGCGUGGCCCUCCAAACGGUCCGCCUGCAUAGCAGAGAUGCAUGUGAUCCACCUGUUCGACAUACGUCUGAUAGCCGCGAGCUACACGCCAGGAAGCUGCCAAAUUAUUCGGUACCAGCCUGUUCUCAGUACCGUUCAGCAGCUACAUAGUCGUUUGGACUGGCUAGAAAUGAGCGUCGUGUUGUUCAAGCCUUGUUAAAUAAAUGCGCUGUUAGCCUGCGCGACGUUUCGUUCGCAAAACUGCGAAUUAUGCUGUUGUACAUUAGAUGUAACCUGGUUGCCGCUGCUAUUUGUGUAAUGGGCUGGUUGUUCAAAAGCUGGUUAGCUGAACCCUAGGUUAACCUAAAAUUCACAGGAAACUUCAAAACAGCUUGUUUGUAAACUUGAAAUAUUUCUUCAGAAAUCUGGUGUGGACCGAUGAGAGUUUAGUUUUCUGACGUUUUGAAACAAACACCGGAUAUGCAGAAAUACAUAAACUAAAACAGCAGAUUCAAUUUUAACCCAGGCUUAGCGUUAAUCCUGCUUUGAACAACCGACCUCAGAUCAGUAUUUAGUGAUAGUAGAGCGACAUUGCCACUCUAUUACAUCCUACAAUCGUCCACACAAUAUUUGACACAACCACCCCACCCCCUCUCCCCCAUCUCAAUGUUGUUUUGUGGUGUAAAAUUGUUUUAUUCAAAUUCAUGAAUUAGAUUUUGAAUGCCAAUACUCGCGUAAAAACGCACAAGUUGUAACAAACUUGCAGCAGACUUGUAGCAAUGCUGUUCCAACAACUUGUCAACAGGAUGUAUUCGCACUGCUUGUUCCCAGCUUGUUGACAUCUUGCUACAAGGUUGUCGAGCUCAACAGACUUGUCACAAAUUGUUCCAAAAAAAUUGUUAUAGUCCUGCAAUUCAACAAUUUGUCAACAACAAAUUGUUGAAUAACAGCAUUGUUACAACUUGUUGACAAACUUGCUACAAGCCUGUUGCGAACACAUCUUGUUGACAAGUUAGGACACUUGUCCCAUCACGUGAUAUUCCUGUGAGGAAGGUAAUAGCAUUUCAACAUUGAAACAUGAGGAAUGGGCCGGAGUGGAUUACAAAUGUCUCUAUGUAGUUUGUGGACGAUCGUAUGUGUCACCUUGACAUUACUGCGAGGACCAAAUUGAAACCAGGCUAAUUUGAACAGUCUGUCAAGGAUCAUGUAUACUUAUUGUGGGGUCAGUGAACUUGUGCUUCAUGAAACGUGUAAAUUACUUAAAUAUAAUGAAGUUAUAAACUUCAUAUUGAAGGCUUUAAUAAUUUGAAACCGCGUUCAGGGGGAAUUUUUUGAGAAUUUUUUUAUCGACAAAUAAUAUAUAUUUAUGUACAUAUCUCGAAGUGUUUGAAUUGAUUUUGAGACCGCGG